GAUUUUUGGAGUCUCUUGAAUUUCCUUUGAUAACAUUUGGGGGACGGUGAUGGUGGAGGUGUGUGUCCUACGGUCUUAGCACACAAAAACAUAACAACCUUCAGGUUCACGAGUUCGGAAAAUUGUGUACGGUUUUUAUUAUAUGGAUAUCCUUGUUUCAGUCGGAGGGAAUCAAAUUCAUGAAGGAGAUAAUACAGGGUUUGGUUUGACUGUAGGAAAGGAGAAGUCUAAGAAGAGCCGAGUAUGGAGGUCAUUGGUGAUCUGCCAAGAGAGUUGUUCCUCAAAAUCCUCUUACGAUUGCCAGUAGAAUCUCUGAUGCGAUGUAAAUGUGUUUGCAAAUACUGGUACGCUCUCAUUAGCAAUCCUAAGUUCAUCGAAUUGCACCUUAGGUACAACUGCAACAACAAUGUAUGCGUCCUUCUCAAGCGCUGCCUUCUAACGUGCUUAGGAGAGAGAGAAAAUAUAUUGUCUUUGGUCUGCAGCAACGGUUUUUCUUUCGUAAAUUUAGAUGUUGAUUUGUCUUUAUAUAAGAAGGAGCCGUGCUUACAGCUUCUAGGUCAUUGUGAUGGCAUUAUUUGCCUAUCAAAUUACAGAGAUGAUAUAGUUCUAUGUAAUCCUGCAACUAGGGAGUCCAUGGUACUCCCGGAAUCCUCUCUCCCUUGUUAUUCGCCAAGAUCAAAUUUGAUCCCACAAACCAGUGCCUUAGGAUUUGGUUAUGAUGCUAAAACUCAUCAUUGCAAAGUUGUUAGGAUUGUUUCGUACUGGGAGGAGCGAAGUGGGAGUGACUUACCCCAACAUUCCAGGGUCGAAGUAUAUUCUUUGGCAACUGGUUCUUGGAAAGAGAUCGAUAUUCAGGUCCCCGCCCAUGUGUGGUACUCUCCAUGUUUUGAGACAUACUUUAAUGGAGCGUUUCAUUGGUAUGCCAUUGACAAUAACCGAAACGAGGUCAUCCUUUCAUUCCACAUGGGAAACGAAGCAUUCCAAGUAAUACCGAUGCCAAAUGCCCUCUCCUUGUAUGAUUAUUCAAUAUGCAGGAGUCUUUUUGUGUGGAAGGGAUGCAUCGCUCUAGUAGUUUAUCCGAGGAAGGGGACCAAAAAAUCGUUUGAGAUAUACGUGAUGAAGGAAUAUGGAGUGAGGGAAUCUUGGACAAAUAUAAUGACAAUUGGACCUCUUAUGAAAGUGGAAAUGCCUUUGGCAUUUUGGAAAAAUGAUGAGAUCCUCAUGGAAGGCUCUGACGGAUUGGUAGUUUCUUACAACCUUAACACCCAAGAACUCAAGGAUCUUCCAAUUUAUGGGGUUCCGAAGUCGUUCGCGACACUUGUGUACGUGAACAGCCUUGUUUCAGUCAAAGGAGGGAAUCAAAUACUUGAUGAAGGAAAUAAUACAGGUGAAAAUGUUCCAACUCCGGUUACACUUUAUUUUGUUUUCCUUCUGCAGAUAAUCAGAACAGGUUGCCUUCUUUUGCUGCAUUUUUCUGGCUUGGCAAUUUGUUCUUUUAGAAGAUUUGAAUGAAAAUGG
Molecule: messenger RNA, 1518 nt
Organism: Hibiscus syriacus
Lineage: Eukaryota; Viridiplantae; Streptophyta; Magnoliopsida; Malvales; Malvaceae
Product: F-box protein CPR1-like
Exons: 2
Coding region: 244-1512 (422 amino acids)
Molecular function (GO): protein binding
Source: RefSeq, a predicted model, not a curated record